This is a messenger RNA of Seminavis robusta, 426 nucleotides long. The record is from the annotation of a GenBank genome assembly. Lineage: Eukaryota; Bacillariophyta; Bacillariophyceae; Naviculales; Naviculaceae.
AUGGACUACUUUUUGAACCUGCCCAACGAACACACAGACAUGGACAUGGAAAUAAUGGAUACCCCUACAACCCGACGAAACAACCGACACAACUUUAACGAUUCCAUGUGUUCGCUUCAAUUGUCCGAUUUGGAGGAAGACUUGGAUUUUUCGCGGCACAAAGGAGGCAAUGUCGGAUCGGUGACGGUCGAAACGGCCAAUCCUGGCGGCAUGUGGUCCUCCCACAAGAAGCGCAGUUCCACCGCCAACGACGGAGAUGCCUGUGCCGCUGCGAGGUCUAAUGCGGCAUUUCUCCAACGACAAUACGAAGCUGCGGAAGGACGACAAGAACGAUCGGCACUACAACUACGACCCAUCAAACGAUCUCGAACCAAUGAAAAAAUUCCACAAAAGACAAACGGUGCCGUGGCACGUCAACACCGAUAA